AUGGCCCUUAUUUUCCUCUUCACUCUUUUCCCCAUUGACCAGUUCGCCUUCUUGCCUGGUCUCUCGAAGGCAGACGUCUACUUCAACCAACACUCGCCGUUCCCUCCCACCCAAACUCAGCACCGGUCGCAUCUUAACCUUUCCCGCUGCUCGUGCAAGCUCCGAACUCUAGCUUCUACUUUCAUCUCUCCUCAACACAUACCUCUUCUCGCCGUCCUCUGCAUCCCUAUAGAUCCAAUUGCGAUGUCCGAGUCCGCCGGUGCACCCAAUGGCUGGCUCAGCCAGGUUCCAGCCCCCUCAGCUCCCUCAUAUCCAUACGCAUCGAUCCCAUAUGACGAUGAGCAACGACAGAUACUUCUCCCCCAGCGUCGGCGCGGACCGCACUCUUCCAUAGCCUACCUCUGUGUAUAUUGCCCUGAAAAGUUCACCAACCAAAACCACCGAUUGAUACACAUCCAGGCACAACAUCCAGACGCCCAGUAUAAGGAAAAGGAUGAUUUCCACAGGAGAAUAUGCUCUUCUUGUGACCCCAACGCCCAACCGUACCAAAUCGUCGAUACGCAGUUCACCAAGGAGGAAUGGAAGAAGAUGGUGUGGGUGCUCGAAGAUAAAACUCUCGUAAAGAUAAUAGCCACCGAAAUUGGACGCGCUUGCACCACUGUACUAAGGAACAGAAGAACGCUCAGCCAGGGAGCAGUCGUGUUGGAAGACGGGUGUCACUAUUGCCAAAGUUCGCGCCUGAAGACCCAACAGAGUUUUACUACUGCGGUUUCGGAAAGUCGUCCGAUGGACGACAAAUACGUUGGGGACAUGACCCAGACCCAGCAGCGCCUCAUUACAGAACUGCAGACAGAAAGCUGGGCUCGUCCUUCGACGGGCCAUCUUAAGCAAGCACUGCAGCGUCUUGUACAUGUCAACACAGUCGGGCAAGAUCCUAGCAAUUCCCUUCGCAACCUUGAACUCGCCCAGGAAGACUUCAAGACAGCACUCGUCGGCGGCAGCACCCGCCCUCGCCCUCCAGCUCCUACCGGUACGCCGCCUAGGAUCCACGAAGGCUCAAUGACGACGUCGACAGACGCUCGGACCGAUACCUCAAUACGGCAACCUUUGGAUCCGGUACGUCCCGGUGGAAUACUGGUAGCAGAUGCCCAGGGUCUAAUCACCGUGGUCUACCUCAAACACGGCACCGACACUACAAAUUUCCGCAUUUCUCGAGACCACUUCUUGUACAAGUCAUACCUUGACGACCAUUUCUUGGCCUUUCGUUGCCAGCAAUGCCAGAUGCGAUUCAGCCUAAAUCUGGAACUCAAAUACCACUUGCUAUGUCAUCAUCGUCUCAUGUUAGUGGGCUCGGACGUUCUCCACGAAUUGAUUUGUAGGAAAUGCAACCCCGACUCGAACCUCUUAAUUCAGGAGAGGGAUGCGAAAGACCUCCCCACUGAAUGGAUACAACUCAUCUUCGACAAAAUCAGGACGAGGAGGGAGGUUGCGAUCGGCUGUGGCCAUUCGUGCAAUACAAUAUCCCGCCUUGAGAGCAAUAUCAAAGACCGGGAGAGAAGAGACAAAGAUAUGAGGCUGUACAGGGUCUCGAAAAAAAAACCAAACACCUGCAUGACCUGCAGGCACCGCAGGAUCAAGCGCUAA
Clonostachys solani is the source of this 1644-nucleotide messenger RNA. NCBI's taxonomy places the organism in Eukaryota, Fungi, Ascomycota, Sordariomycetes, Hypocreales, Bionectriaceae. The record is from the annotation of a GenBank genome assembly.